AUGUCUACGAAACGUAUCUCCAAGGAAUUAAACGAUUUAGCUAAAGAUCCAAUCACAUCCUUCUCUGCUGGUCCAGUGGGUGAUGAUCUUUUCCACUGGCAAGCCUCUAUUAUGGGUCCAGCAGAUUCUCCAUAUGCUGGUGGUGUUUUCUUUUUAUCAAUUCAUUUCCCAACUGACUAUCCAUUUAAACCUCCAAAGAUUUCCUUCACUACAAAAAUAUAUCAUCCAAAUAUUAAUGCAAACGGUAACAUCUGUUUGGAUAUCUUGAAAGAUCAAUGGUCUCCAGCUUUGACACUAUCUAAGGUUUUACUGUCUAUUUGCUCUUUACUAACAGAUGCAAACCCUGAUGAUCCUUUAGUCCCAGAAAUCGCUCAUAUUUAUAAGACUGAUAGAGCUAAGUAUGAAGCAACUGCCAGAGAAUGGACUAAGAAAUAUGCUGUGUGA
Molecule: messenger RNA, 444 nt
Organism: Arxiozyma heterogenica
Lineage: Eukaryota; Fungi; Ascomycota; Saccharomycetes; Saccharomycetales; Saccharomycetaceae
Exons: 2
Coding region: 1-444 (147 amino acids)
Biological process (GO): protein polyubiquitination
Cellular component (GO): nucleus
Molecular function (GO): ubiquitin conjugating enzyme activity
Source: RefSeq, a predicted model, not a curated record